This is a messenger RNA of Drosophila busckii, 1312 nucleotides long. RefSeq lists its product as uncharacterized. The record is from RefSeq and is a predicted model, not a curated record. The transcript has 2 exons. Lineage: Eukaryota; Metazoa; Arthropoda; Insecta; Diptera; Drosophilidae. Gene Ontology annotation, molecular function: protein binding. Bases 1 to 1305 code for a protein of 434 amino acids.
AUGGAGAAAAUGGGACUCGCCUGUCCAUUGGCAUUUCUUGCUGGCCGAACUCAGCGUAUUAAAACCCAUUUAUUAGAUCUCAACCACGACUGCUUCUUGGAGAUAUUUUCUUAUUUGCCUUCGAAGGAUAAAUUAAACUUAGCACGAACACAUCCAAUGUUCCGCGAUGUGUUGGUAUCCUCAGCAAAACGUCGCUAUGCUAGAAUUAACAUGAGAAUGUUAAAGCGCUUGACUGACUGGGAGUAUUUCUUUGAGAUUUGUGGCUUGGCAGUGGGCGAAUGUGUGCUCCGACACGGUUGCUAUGAUGACGAGAUAACUCUGCCUUUUUUAUCCCUAUUGCAUCAGUGCAAAAAUCUGAGGCACAUGCAGCUGAUAUUUGUCCACUCGGAUAAAAAAGAAACGGCGGAGAAUAGCGGCAAUGCUAAUAUACUAAGCCUGCUGCAGGACAUGCAAUUGGAAAGUCUGAGCUUAACCGACGCCAAGGCAGUCGAAGUGCGUCAGUUACAACAUUUUGUGACACUGCAGGCAUUACAUAUAGAUGGCAUCGAUGUGGAAUUGAGUGACAGGGAUCUCGAACUGAUCUUUCAAGCACUGCAGCAAUUGCGCAGAUUAUCGCUGCGCUUCACCAACCAGCGUAGUUUUCCGCCUUUGUCGAACAAUUGUACGCAACUGGAGCACUUGUCUCUGGAAAACUUCAAUGCUGACAUAACUGAUAUUGGUAAAUUUAGCAAGCUCAAAACACUGCGAUGUAACUGGCGCUUUUACGGCCGCCUGAAUAACCAGCUCUUCAGAACGCUGGCAUAUAGUAUUAGGUCAAGUUUGGAGCAACUGCAUCUGACUGCGGUACGGCCCGACCAAGUGGGGUAUGUACUGAUGCUAAAGAGACUUAAGGCAUUUAGCUGUAAUAUCUACCCAAGUGAGGCCGUAUUGGAUUUGCAGCAGCUGCAACAGUUGCAAUGCUUGUCACUAAAAACUCAACCGAUCCGCAGCUUUAAUGAAUUGCUGACCAUUAUAAAAGCAUGCAACAAAUUGCAGCAUUUAAAAUUGGGCAAAAAUUUGCUACCAAACGAUAUGCUACUAGAACAGUUUCUCUAUCUAGUGAACGAGCACCUACAGAAUCAUGCACGUGCAGCGCUUGUGCUAACGCUGGACUCUAACCCGAAUCUAUUACAAAAUCAUCUUAGUGCUAGCCAAGCUGUACUUCAAAUGGAGAAACAACCUUUAUUGCAAGUCAAGGGACCCACCUCAGUGUGCCAAUUGUGCAAACCUGACCGCCAUAACAAAACUGAAGUAUUUCUUAACUAAUUUUUUA